AUGUCUGCCGUGGAAAUAUUCUAUGAAGAACGAGAAUUAAUGCCCGAAGAGAUAGAAGAAAGGAAUAUCGAGAAGCGCGAAAAUGGCCAGCAAAUAUCUGUGUUUGACGAUGUUCGCUAUCUCAUCGAUAUCAACUUAUAUCUCGACCCAAAUGUGCCCCUCGACCGUCUAGGCGCGGUUGCUAAGGCUAUCGGCGUUGAGCUACGUCAGCGCCCUAUUGUGGAAGAUGCAGCCGAUACACGCAAUGGCGUGCCGUACACUAUAAUCGUUAUGGGCGUGGACUUCUGCGGGAUCCCCGACCUUUACGAUGGCACUGCAAGAAGGUAG
Aspergillus melleus is the source of this 327-nucleotide messenger RNA. RefSeq lists its product as uncharacterized. The coding region runs from base 1 to 327 and encodes 108 amino acids. Lineage: Eukaryota; Fungi; Ascomycota; Eurotiomycetes; Eurotiales; Aspergillaceae. The record is from RefSeq and is a predicted model, not a curated record. The transcript has a single exon.